CUUUUGAACUCGGUUACCCAUAGCCGGGCAUUAAUUUUUUUAUUUUUCAUAAAAAUGCUCUACUGAUAAAACAUGCAUAUUUCUCACACAAAAUGCAUCAUUCCAUAUUAUUUUAACCAGUAAUCAUGGGUUACAGUUUUAUUUUAUGAAAUAAGAUAGUUUCCAAACACAGCCAGCAUAUUUUACACCAAUGGGAGAUCACUUUACAUGUUAAAUGUACACAGCGGAAUACCAUAUACUUUUUCAACCAAUCAGUGAUCUCGUUAGUUGGUUCUUUCUGACCUAAUACCACUCUGGUAUAAAGAAAUUCACCAUGAUGUUUCAGUUAGGCUUUUCGGCAUGUUCUGUAGCUGUCUGUAAUUGAUGAACAUGCAACUAUCCCGAAUGAAAGGAGUACUUGUAAAUUUUUUUAUUAGUGACAGUAUUAGUGUACAACCCGGACCAUGGGACAACCCAACCAAACAAUCCGGACCAUACUCAGGACAACCCGGACCAUGUGGACCAUGUCUCUAAGUUUUUUACCACUAAUUUUAACCCAAUAUAUGUUUCUUUAUGUUUCAAAAUAACUAGUACAAUCGAAGACUAAUAUUAAUGAUGAUCAUUUUUAAUAAACCUUAGUUCUAGGUCAAUGUUAUGGACGACCAGGACCAUACUAUGGAUGGCCCGAGAUAAUUAGGAUUCGUAAUUUACUGAGGAGAUGGAUGAUGUGCUUUAAUAUCGCAAUUAAACAUAACAUCAGUGAUUGUAAUAAAUUAUGACUAAAGACACGUUUGUCGCAUCUUUAAAACACGUGAAAAGGCCAACAUAAUUGGAUUUUAGCAAUCAAAUAUGGUUAAUAAAGACACAGUUAAAAAAAAAUACAAUAAAAGGAUUUCAAACCUUGAUUAAAAAUACAUAUUGAAUGAUGGUCUGGGUCUUUCACGAUAUAGUCUAGAUCCUGCAUAACGUUUAAAGUUUAUUGACAAUAAAUACUGUUCAUCUAUGACACUACUAGAAAUUCUGAGACAUCAAAAUAACAUAUAUUUCGAAGUAAAUAGUGGUCUAGAACUUCCCAGAAACAUGGUCUGGGUUGUCCCAUGGUCAGCGUUGUCCCUGAUUGGCUAAAUCAGGGUAUACCAUUGAGCCCUACCUAUUUGUACACAUUUCAUUAGGAUUGUGUGGCACAUUAUGAUGACCACAUUUCUACAUUUACCUUAUUUCAGAACAGACGUUAGCAAUUAAAUAUAUACAAAAUAAUAUAACAACUUCUAUAAAUCAUUAAAUGGGUCCCCAUGACAGUUAUGCCAAUUAGUUUCCAUGUAUGCAUGAAAGUCUUACCGACAGGGCACUAGACAACUUUUGGGGACAGGUACCCAUACCCUCAGAAAGGGGAAUUUUUUGUUGUUUUAAGACAAAAAGGGGAAUUUUAGUCAUUUAUAUAAUUAUAUUACUACUUUUCACACUUAUUAAUACUGUUUUUCAAUCAUUUCUAUCAAAUGUACACUAAGUCUUAUUAAUACUGUUUUCAAUUAUUUAUAACAAAUGUAACUAUAUUGCAGCAGUAACCUGCAGGAAAAAAAAAACUAUUUUAUGAGGGGAAUGCGGCCCAUAUUCGGCCCCAAAAACGGCCAAACGAGUGCCCUGACCGAUAACUAAUCUUAUCCACAAUGUGACAUCACGGUCUAGGCCUAGUGACUACUGACAGUUAUAGGUCAUUGGUGUGUGUGCAAAUUUAAUUUGUGAUGAAGGGGGUCUCCUUUCGCCGCAAUCCAUAUUUUUCCUGAAAACAUUUUGGACAACAAAACGAAAAAAUUAGACUGCCAUUGUUUUUGAUAGCUCUAAUCCCCAGUGAAGACUUACAGUUUUAUCUGAAUGCCCUUUAAAAUAAACUUUUCAAAGUUUAGUAACUGUUUUUUCCACAAAAAUAAAGAUUUUCAGGCCGGAAGUUUGGGGAGGCCAAUGUAUUUAUGUUGCUCCAGCAGUAUGCAAAAAAAACAUAACAAAAUGGAGGCUGGAAGUAAAUUGUCAUGGAGAAGUGUAAUGACAGCAGGUUGUCUACCUCUUGUAUUUAAGCAUGCUGUGGAUGAGUGGCCAGCACAGCAGUGGACACCAGAAUAUUUGUGCCAAGUUUUAGGAGACAAACUUUUAGAUUCCAAAAUAUCACUUAUACAGCAUGAAGAUUUUCAGUGGGAGCCAGACUGUUUACAUCUGAAGGUCACAAUGAGACAGUAUACAGACUGGCUACAGGGUGACACUGACAGGGACAAUCCACUUAGAUUGAUUGAUAAAACAAAAUUCUCCUGUUACAUUGAUUACAAAUACAUGAAGGACAUGUUUGAAGAGCAACCACAAGUUCUGAAGUCAGUUUUCUGGGAUAUAUUUGGCUUGGAUGAACGGGGCGGAGAUCACAGUACAAUAUGGAUAGGGAGCUGUGGGACGUACACUCCAUGUCAUCAAGAUACAUAUGGCUUUAAUUUGGUAGCUCAGAUACAAGGCAGGAAGCGCUGGUAUUUGUUUAAUCCUGACCAGACUGACUGCAUGUAUCCCACAAGAAUACCUUAUGAAGAAUCCAGUAUUUACAGUGAGGUGAAUGUUAGAUACCCAGACCUUGAUAAGCAUCCAUUGUUUCAGAAAACCACACCAUACAUCAUUGAACUGGUUCCUGGUGAUGUGCUGUAUGUACCAAGACAUUGGUGGCAUUUUGUUGAAAGCUUGGAGCCAUCUAUGAGCAUCAAUACAUGGGUACCAAUGGUAGAAGAUGCUCAGUCCCAUUUAGAGGAGUCAGUCUCUAGAUUGUUGUACACAUGUUUAUCUACAACCUUGCUGACUGAGACAGAACAAAACAGUUACCUGAAUACAGGAGAGAAACUGGUUAAUGCUGAAGUAAAUUUACAGUACGUUCAGAGAGCUGUUCAGGCUUUGCAAAACAGUCAACUUGCUGAGGAAAGUCGUAACAGGGAUUUGAACACAAGGCAAACAUUUUCUGCUGAUGUGAAGCAAGGUCAGUUUGAUGGACAAAAGCAAACUGUAGAGCACUCCUGUAACAACUUGGAGAAACUUUCCAACAAAUUUCAAGAUUAUCUUGUCACAGUGGCUUGUCUUUGUGGUGUUAAUAUAGAUCAUACAGAGGGAUACUAUGGAAAUAGUGUAGGAAAAAGAAAGGUUACUCAUGAUAAUGAAAAUGAAAGUAUCAAAGAAUGUGUUGCUGACAUACCAUCUGAAAAGAAGAAUAAACGAAGAAAAAUUGAAUCAGAUGCAACGCUGAAUGUUGAACAUGGGAUGAUAACUACAGAUGAAGCAUCAUUAUCAGGUGUAAUGGUUGAUUCAAAUACAGCUGCUUCUAAGUAUGCUGUUUUAAUGAAUGAUGACUGUAAAACAAAUAAGUCUGUGAUUGAAAUAUUUGCAGCAAAACCAUUUAUGUUUAAUGAGUAUCUAAGAUUUCUUGAAAUAGUGUUUGAUUAUGAAUUGAAAGACAGAGAGAAUUAUUGUAUUGAUAGUAACUUUGAUAAGCAAUUUAAGUUGUUUAAGUCAUCAUUGAUGAAAGAGUCAUCAACAGUAUCAUCAUCAUUAUCAACACUGUCACCAUUAGUACCUGUAUCAACUGAAGAUCCAUUACAUUCAGCAGUUACAUCAUUGGACUCAUUAACAUCAACAAAAUCAUCAUCAGAAGCAGCAUUGACUUCACAAACAUCAACAUCUUUGAAACAAUCACAGUUUUCAGUAACGUCAUCAUUUUCAUCAAUGUCGUCGUCAUCUUUAUCACCCUCAGGAACAAUCUCAUUCAUACCAGAUAUAUCCUCAUCAGAAACAACAUUAAUUAAAGCAUUCACUACCGAUGCUGAUAACACUAAUGAAUCAUUAGACAGAAACGCUGAAGUAAAUUAUUCUGAUAAUGAUGAAAGAGUUGUUAAAAUGAAACCAAAUUCUGAAAAAGAUGAACAUAGAUUUAUUUCAGAUAUAAAUGAUCAAAAUACUCCUAAAACGCUAGAGGUUUCUGAUGAUGAACUGAUGAAUGCUGACGCACCUGCAAUAAGUAAUGCUGAUGUUAUUAAUAGCAUACUUGACCCUAAUGUUAUUAGACACAUUGGGUAUAUUUUAUUGAAUAAAAUAAAAAAAUAAAUAGAAAUAGUGUUU
Mercenaria mercenaria is the source of this 4113-nucleotide messenger RNA. Its product is annotated as HSPB1-associated protein 1-like. Lineage: Eukaryota; Metazoa; Mollusca; Bivalvia; Venerida; Veneridae. The transcript has 8 exons. The coding region runs from base 1852 to 4098 and encodes 748 amino acids. The record is from RefSeq and is a predicted model, not a curated record. Gene Ontology annotation, molecular function: 2-oxoglutarate-dependent dioxygenase activity.